AUGGGCCCAGCUGGAAGAAGAUUGCAAGAGCCCUGCCUACCCGCCGUGUUCCUGUUUGCUAACCGAGCUUUAGUUGACAAGCGCAAGUUUUACGAGCUUCCAUUGAAUACCCCUCGCCAAGUCGGCGACGUUGAGGUGUACCAAGCACCGCACUACUCUGGACCGACGCAUGCUCACAAGAUCCUGGACCCGGCCCACAAUGUAUGCGCCUCCAAGCAGGAAGACUGGGCAGCAAUCACACAUGACGACGCGCUUCUCACUUCCCAUAUCCCUGGUGACGACCGCAGAUUCAAGUAUGGCGAUAUUGCAAGACUGUACCGCCGGGACGAGGCGAAACAUAAUCAAAGAUGGACCCGAACUUCCCGAUCCAAUCGCAAGAUUAGAAAGACGGAUGCCGAGAAGACCAAGUCGGGCAAGACACAAGAAAAGAAGAGGUCGGCCGGCGCACUAAAGAAGGAUAGCGGUACCAAGAGGACCAAGACAGCGCCCGCAACUGCUAAACAAGUAAAGGCGGAUAUUGCCACAGCGCGAAGCCACCUGCUCAAGAAGUUUGCUUUGUGGAAAAGCCACAGCCCUCCUAGUAAGGCGGCUUCUACUCCGGUAAAGGGCACGAAGGGCGCCGUCCCUGUCAAGGGUGCGACUCCCGGAAAGACUGCUACGCCCGGCAAGACUCCUACUCCCGGCAAGACUCCUACUCCUACUCCCGGCAAGACUCCUACUCCUACUCCCGGCAAGACUCCUACUCCUGCUCCCGGCAAGACUCCUACUUCUGCUCCCGGCAAGACUCCUACUUCUACUCCCGGCAAAACUCCUACUCCCGGCAAGACUGCCACUCCCAACAAGACCACUUUGCCAUCCAGACCGGCUGCGAGAAAGUAA
Molecule: messenger RNA, 879 nt
Organism: Podospora anserina S mat+
Lineage: Eukaryota; Fungi; Ascomycota; Sordariomycetes; Sordariales; Podosporaceae
Exons: 3
Coding region: 1-879 (292 amino acids)
Source: RefSeq, a predicted model, not a curated record